Messenger RNA from Loxodonta africana (African savanna elephant), 2085 nucleotides. It is a transcript of the gene DUSP15, whose product is annotated as dual specificity phosphatase 15. The record is from RefSeq and is a predicted model, not a curated record. The transcript has 5 exons. Lineage: Eukaryota; Metazoa; Chordata; Mammalia; Proboscidea; Elephantidae. Bases 168 to 923 code for a protein of 251 amino acids. Gene Ontology annotation, molecular function: protein tyrosine/serine/threonine phosphatase activity; protein tyrosine phosphatase activity. Gene Ontology annotation, cellular component: cytosol. Gene Ontology annotation, biological process: signal transduction; protein dephosphorylation.
UUGCUAGAUCAGAGGCUAUGCCAGGGAGAGGUGUUUUGGACGGAAACAGAAGCACUGGCAGGGUUGAGAGAUGCAGGGCUGUGACUUGGGGGUGCCCCAUCUUCAAGAUUGAGGCCUAAGAGAGUGACAGGACAUGUCAUGCCAGGAGCAGGAGCUGGGGAAGGAGGAUGAGCCCAGGUGGAGUGAGAGGGCAGGAAGGAAGCAUUCUUGGCCAUCAGCAACAAGCGGGUCACACCUGCCAGACUGGCUCCAGCAUCCUGUUUCUUUCAGAUGCCAAAGAUCCGGAUCAGCUGGGCCGGAAUAAGAUCACACACAUCAUCUCCAUCCACGAGUCACCCCAGCCUCUGCUGCAGGACAUAACCUACCUUCGUAUCCCAGUGGCUGAUACCCCUGAGGUGCCCAUCAAAAAGCACUUCAAAGAAUGUAUCAACUUCAUCCACUGUUGCCGCCUCAAUGGGGGGAACUGCCUAGUGCACUGUUUUGCAGGCAUCUCCCGCAGCACCACCAUUGUGACGGCAUAUGUGAUGACUGUAACGGGGCUAGGCUGGCGUGAUGUGCUUGAAGCCAUCAAGGCCAAUCGGCCCAUCGCCAACCCCAACCCAGGCUUCAAGCAGCAGCUGGAGGAGUUUGGCUGGGGCAGUUCCCAGAAGCUUCGCCGGCAGCUGGAGGAGCGCUUCGGAGAGAGUCCUUUCCGGGACGAGGAAGAGAUGCGUGCGCUGCUGCCGCUGUGCAAGCGCUGCCGUCAGGGCUCCGCCACCUCGGCCGCCUCCGUCGCGCCGCACUCCGGCACCUCCGAGGGAACCCUACAGCGCCUGGUGCCGCGGACGCCCCGGGAAACCCACCGGCCGCUGCCGCUGCUGGCGCGCGUCAAGCAGACUUUCUCUUGCCUCCCGCGGUGUCUGUCCCGCAAGGGGGGCAAGUGAGGAGCCCACCGCGCGUGGCUCCCCUCUUCCUCCCGACUGCUCCCCUUCGGGGUCUGUGUGGGCCUCCCACGGCCUCCAGGACGGGCCCAGUGCCUGUGGGAGCCCCGCAACAGCCUGAGCCCCAUCCCGCCCCUGCCCGCUUGUCUGCGUCUGUAGUGUGUGUCCUUCAUUCUGUGCGUCUCUGUGUUGGGCCGGCCUGCUGCAGCCACCUGGUGCCUUAGUCCUCGGGCUGGGGGAGGGGGCACCCGGGUCUCGACCCUUAGAGGCGGGGAUGGAGGGUGAGGGUUGGGGAGGGUGAGGGCCCACCGGGCCUGGAGGAUAUUAAAGAGACACAAAAAUGCCUGUCUGAGCCUCUCCUGGUUAUUCAGCAAAAGCAGGGCAGCCGGACUCUGCCUGGUGCCAGGAGCCUGCAGGAUGGGAGGGAGUCUAAAAACCACUGCUGAUGAGUCCAUUCUGACUCAUGGUGACCCAUGUGUUACAGACUAGACUCCGUGAGGUUUCCUUGGCUGUAAUCUUUAUGGAAGCAGAUUGCCAGGCCUUUCUUUCGCAGUGCUGUUGGGUGGGGUCAAACGUCCAACCUUCAGGUUAAGCAGACAGUGCAAACUGUUUUGCUACCCAGGGAACUCCCAGCUGAAGUUCACAAGACUGAUCUCUGGGUACACUCACUUCUCCGAUACACCCCCUCAUCCCUUCCCGAAGCCUCUUCUCCUCUCUGAACAUCCUUCCCCUCUCCUGCUCCCCAGCGCCCCCUUCUCUAUCCACAUAUAGUAGUAAUAAGGUAAGGUAGUGCCUUCCUCACAGGGUUUCAGAUCAGUUAGUUCCAGUUCAAACCCCUGCUGAGAAUUUGCAUUUCCACCCCAGAUAUACUGAAUCUGAAUCUACAGUUUAACAAGAUCCGCAGGUAAUUCUCAUGUAUAAUAAAUUUUGAGACCCAUUGCUCUACUAGUGGUUCUCAGAAUUGGUCCCUAGCCAGCACCAUUAACAUUGCCUGGGAACUUGUUAUAAAUUCGAAUUCUCAGCAGGAGUUCAACCAGUACAAACUGGUUAGAAGCCCUGCUUCCUCACACCUGACCUUACAAGCAUGAGUUCACUUAUUCCUUAGGGAGGAAACAGGCUCAGAGAGGUCAGGCAGCUGGCCCAAGGACACACAACUGGAGUAGGG